Molecule: messenger RNA, 920 nt
Organism: Ostrinia nubilalis (European corn borer)
Lineage: Eukaryota; Metazoa; Arthropoda; Insecta; Lepidoptera; Crambidae
Product: zinc finger protein 99-like
Exons: 4
Coding region: 216-920 (234 amino acids)
Source: RefSeq, a predicted model, not a curated record
CGUUUUGUUGUCGUUUGCCCGACUCCGAAAACAAAAAUGUUUGUCGGUGACAAUUUUUUUUAAUUCCUGCAGAUUUUACUGAAUACCUAACGUAAAUUUUGUUUUGACUUUGUUGUGAAAAGUGAAGUGUUUGUGCUGAAUCGAGCUGAUAUCUGCUUCUUACUAGUGAGAGCACCGAACAUACGUCUACCGUUGUUCAAUUCUAAAGGUACAUCAUGAUGGUGUCCUGUGAAAAAUGUUCCACACAAUCCAGCAAAGACGACAUGGUCUGCUGCAAGCAGUGCGGCUGCCACUACGACCGCAAGUGCACCGAGGGCCUGUGCGACGAGGCGGGGGACUGGAUGGUGCCGCCUACAGAAAUUAAACAAUGGCUCUGCAAUAGCUGCCGCCAAUCACCAACGCACGUGCGCUGCGACAUGUGCAAGAGCAUAGUGCGCGAGACGAGUCGCUACGCGGCGUGCGGGCGCUGCGGCCGCCACGUGUGCCGGCGCUGCGCCGCGCUGCCGCCGCCCGCGGCGCUGCGCCGGGCGCCCUGGCUGUGCCGCGAGUGUGAAGGUAACGUGAGCGGCGUGCGGGCGCUGCGGCCGCCACGUGUGCCGGCGCUGCGCCGGGCGCCCUGGCUGUGCCGCGAGUGUGAAGGUAACGUGAGCGGCGUGCGGGCGCUGCGGCCGCCACGUGUGCCGGCGCUGCGCCGGGCGCCCUGGCUGUGCCGCGAGUGUGAAGGUAACGUGAGCGGCGUGCGGGCGCUGCGGCCGCCACGUGUGCCGGCGCUGCGCCGGGCGCCCUGGCUGUGCCGCGAGUGUGAAGUGUCGGUGCCGACCGGCGACCAGCUGUUCGGCUACUCGUUCGCGAAGCACCCGGCGCUGUGGAAGCCGCACGCCACAGAGGUAACUAUUGUUGUUUACAGAAGAGUAUACUGA